Messenger RNA from Achroia grisella, 1727 nucleotides. Its product is annotated as zinc finger protein 888-like. The record is from RefSeq and is a predicted model, not a curated record. NCBI's taxonomy places the organism in Eukaryota, Metazoa, Arthropoda, Insecta, Lepidoptera, Pyralidae. Gene Ontology annotation, biological process: regulation of transcription by RNA polymerase II. Bases 129 to 1604 code for a protein of 491 amino acids. Gene Ontology annotation, cellular component: nucleus. The transcript is spliced from 8 exons. Gene Ontology annotation, molecular function: DNA-binding transcription factor activity, RNA polymerase II-specific; zinc ion binding; RNA polymerase II transcription regulatory region sequence-specific DNA binding.
GAGAAAAACUAAGAAAUUUAACAGAAACCUAUGAUUAAAAUACUCCAACUUAUUGUUAUUCAAUUGAAUUACUAACUACGGGAAAUGGAAUAGUGCAAACUGUUAAUAUAAUAACUGAAAUACGAGAAAUGGAUUUCUCGUCAGUAUGCAGAACUUGUAUGAGUAAAUCAUCAUUAAAUCCAAUAUUUACGGACAAUGGUGAACACAGGCGGUCCUCUGUAUCUAUUUUCCUUUCUACCGGUGUUAAGGUUGAAUAUAAUGAUGGUCUACCACAGACAAUAUGUUCACAGUGUAUAAAGUUGGUAAAUAAAUAUAUAAAAUUCAGAAAGAAAUGUAAAGAUGUUGAAAGAAUACUAUUAAAGUUUAGAGAACAAACAAACAAUGCACAUUCCCACAUCGUUACUUCACAUGUAGAUAGAGAAAUAGAAAUAACGGAAACAGAACCUAAAGACAAUGAUGAAAUGAAAGAUGAAUGUAGUAAUUAUGAAAUAGGAAUGGUUGUUGAUGAAGAUGAUAAACCAUUAAAAUAUUUAAUAAAAGACAUACCCGACUCUACAGACAGUUUAGAUGAUAUAAACAAUAAAGAAAUAGAAGUAACGGAAACAGAAAACGAACUUAAUGAAACAACGGAAAUAGAACUAAAUGAGAAGAAACAAAUCGAAAUAUUGGACCAACCCUAUGAUAUAUUGUUUGGUACAGAUAAAAAGAGAAGGGUGAUGUGUAAAUUGUGUCAGAAGAAUUUGUCUGUAAGGAGUAUUGACAGCCACUUGGCGCGGAGACACCCGGGGGCUGACAAGAGGAAGGUGAAGUGUGAUUUGUGCGACAACUAUGUGCUGAAGGAGAAGAUGAACAGGCACAGAGUAUUGAUGCAUAGCUCUGGUGCUUUAUGUUGUAGAUACUGUAAGUCUGAAUACGACAGCCAGGAACACCUCAUAGACCAUGUCACGACAUGUCCGGCGAAGAAGAGGAAACGGAAAGCCAAUGAAUCGGGUAGAGAGUUGACGGAAUGUGACGUUUGCCACAAGAUAAUGCAGAAGGCCAGCCUGCGGAUGCACAAAGCAAUCAAACACGCGGGUCUAGGACCCGUCUGCGAGCACUGUGGCAAGAGAUUUGGGAAUAAGUUUCGUCUAAAUGAACAUCUACGAGCAAAGCAUGGCUACGAGAAGUUCAAGUGCUCCUACUGUGAGUUCCAGAGCGCGGGCGUCAUGUCCAUGCGGAACCACGAGCGGCGUCACCGCGGCGAGAAGCCAUUCGUUUGCGAGUCUUGCGGCGCGCGGUUCCACGCGGCGUACCUGCUGUCGCAACACAGACAGUCGCACAGAACUGACAAGCCCGUCAAGUGCCCACAGUGUCCGGCAACGUUCAAGGCCAACAACAGUCUGCACGUGCACCGCAGCACGUGUCAUGGCGGCGCCGCGCACGUGUGCCCCGUGUGUGCACGUGCCUACCGCUGCAGGCACUACGCGGCCAGGCAUCUGCGGCACGUGCACCGCACCGCGGGACGACCACGGCCGGCUGUGGAGGAAGAUAGAGUUGAGGAAAGGUUGGAGGCGCGACUAGUAUGUAGUAAUAAUGAACAACCAAUUAUUAGCUCAUCAAAUUAAAAAGAAUGAGGUACCUUAAAAUCCUAAAAAAAUCUGUACGUUUAUUUAAAAAAACAACACGCAAGUUUCUCGCUCGUUCUUCUUGUGAUGAGUCUGCGUUCCGAAUGAGUAGUACAAUCAAAA